AUGGAUGUUUACGAUGAGGAACUUAUAGAGGAGGAAGAUGAUUCCGAACUUUUGGAGUCAAAGGAAUCUAGUGGGAUUAUGAACAAAUUGAUGAAAAUUAGAAAGAAAUUAAGACAAUAUUAUAAAAACGUAAAGAAUAUUCCGAGUAUUGUCAUUUAUAUUUUACAUGCACUUUCUAGUAGAGAGUUAUUUCUUAAAUUUUGUGGAGAAAUUUGGGAUCAUUUGAAAAACACACCAGUUGUUGUUUUUUAUGGAUAUUUAUGGAAAACAAAGAAAGUACAAUUCUUCAUGAAUUUAUUUGUUAGUUAUGGACUUCCAAUUUUAUUAGAAUCUCUUCCUUGGUAUUUCUCUAGAAGAAAAAUUGGUAGAAAUUUAAGAACUCAGAAAAAUACAAUUACAAAUACCAUGAUUGAUAGAAAAUCAUUUAAUUGGGAUUCAUCAAAAUCAUAUAUUUUCCUUACUGUACUAUAUACUCUUUUGGAAAAUAUUGAAAGACAUUUGAAUUAUAAAGUUACAGUAAUGAAUAGACUCUAUGUAAAGAGAUUGGUUUUAGAAAAGAUUUUAUAUAGUGAGGUUUGGGCAUUUUCUGAAUUCCAAGGAAGAGAAUUGGAAUAUAGAAUUUCUACUGAAAUUCAUAAUACUUUGAGACUUUUCAGUUUUGUGGUACCAAACAUUUUAUCAUCACUCUAUGCUAUUAUGAGAGAAAGUAUUGAACUCUAUGAUGGAAGAGCAAAACUUGAUUGGUUAUUAAUUGCUAGACCAAUUGCAUCAAUGAUAACUUGGAGAAUUAUAGAUUGGACAAAGACUCAAAUGACAGGAAAGAGAAAAGUUUUAGCUAAUCUCCAAAGUAAUCAAAGCGUAGCAGUUUUAUUUGAUCAAAUAACUGAAGGAUUAACUGAAAUUCAAUUGAACAAUAUUCAACAAAAGAAAUUAAUAGAGUAUGAUAAUAUUGUUCAAAGUGAAUUUGGAGUAUUUGAAGAUUUGAGAUUAUUUUUCAAUCGUUUAUAUAGUUCUUUUACAAAUAGAAGCGUAUUUGAUUUUCUAUCAGAAACAUUUGUUGCAUCAAUGAUAAUGGAAAAGAAAGAUUUAAAUUAUGAACAAUAUAGAAAAUUACAAAUAGACAUUGAUCACUUGGUAAAAUUGGUAAGAAGAACAGGAACCUAUGUCUUGCAAGCAACCAGAAGUGUUGAAAGACAAACAAGAGUUGUAAAAUUAAUGAAACUUCCAAACUUCCAAGAUGAGAUUAAUGAUGAGUCAUUGAUAAAGGUGGAUGACUUUAAUGAUAUUACACUACACAAUAUCACAUUCUCUUACCAAAAGGGUGGUAAAAAACCAUAUGCUUUGAAUUUCUCUGGAAAAAUUACAUUUGAGAAAAAUUCAAUUUAUGCUAUUAUUGGACAAAACAGAAGUGGAAAGAGUACUCUUGUUAAUUUAAUUACCAAGCUAUAUGCCCCACAAGAAGGAACAAUGACAUUCAAUAAUAUUCCAUACAAGAUGAUUAAUAGAAAUUCAAUUAGAGAGAUAGUUUACUAUGUAGCCCAAAAAGCUUAUGUUUUUCCUGGUACAAUCAAAGAUAAUAUUUGUGUUGGUAUCGAUUAUAUUCCAACAGAUAAGGAAAUUAUUAGAGCUGCAAAGUAUGCUGGUGUAUUUACAUUUGAUGAGGCAUCUAUCAAUUCCAAUGGAUUUACGACAACAACAGUUGAAUCUAAUCCUGUUGCAAUACUUCCUAAUGAAAAGACAAUAGAUGAGCUUUUACUUGCUGAUCAGCCAAAGAAAAAACUCUCCAAAAAGAAAGUUAAGAAAAUAUUAGAAAUGAAAACAGAAUCUAGAGGAAGUAAUCUUAGUGGUGGCUUUGCACAAUCUGUGGCAUUGGCAAGAAUUUAUCUGCAAAAGAGGGCCAAAAUUAUUAUUCUAGAUGAAAGUACAAGUGCUAUGGAUCCAAUUAAGAAGAGAGAUGUUAUUUUCCCAAAUUUAUUCAAGCAUAUUAGAAAAAAUCAAUUAACCCUCCUAAUGAUUUCACACGAUAUGACCUAUCUUGAUCAAGUAGAUAAGAUUGUACUUCUUUCAAAUGGUAAAAUUGCUGGACAAGGAUCUCAUCAAGAAUUGGUGGAACAAAACAAUGAGACCUAUCUCAAAAUGCUUGGACUUUCAUCAAAAUUGUGA
This is a messenger RNA of Naegleria gruberi, 2163 nucleotides long. RefSeq lists its product as uncharacterized. Bases 1 to 2163 code for a protein of 720 amino acids. The record is from RefSeq and is a predicted model, not a curated record. Gene Ontology annotation, biological process: transmembrane transport. Gene Ontology annotation, cellular component: membrane. The transcript has 4 exons. Gene Ontology annotation, molecular function: ATPase-coupled transmembrane transporter activity; ATP binding; ATP hydrolysis activity. Lineage: Eukaryota; Heterolobosea; Eutetramitea; Acrasida; Naegleriidae.